This is a messenger RNA of Chenopodium quinoa (quinoa), 1731 nucleotides long. RefSeq lists its product as uncharacterized. The coding region runs from base 1 to 1731 and encodes 576 amino acids. The record is from RefSeq and is a predicted model, not a curated record. The transcript has 9 exons. NCBI's taxonomy places the organism in Eukaryota, Viridiplantae, Streptophyta, Magnoliopsida, Caryophyllales, Amaranthaceae.
AUGCAGAAGGGUGGUGUUGCAGUAGUUGUGUUGCCUAGCUCUUUUGUUUAUUUGUGUAGCUGGGAUAAUGUCAGGGUUGUAUUAAGUGACAUUGUGUAUGGCAUCUUUUGUGACAAAUGGAUAUACCAUCUAAGGUUGUUAUCCCGAGCUGUGUGUUUUGAAAAUCAUGGUGUAGAUCGGUUAUUACGAGAGCCAUCAUCUUCAAAAGGAUAUAAAACUAAACGGCUUAAGAGUUUAGAAUCUGGCUCUCAGGAUGAAAUGAUGCAGAGUCUGCCAGCUGCAAAGCGUCCCAAAAUACCUAAACCCAAGCGUCCCAUUACAAGGAUCCCUGAUGCAGCAGUUGGCAAUAACUUACCUACAGCACCCUAUGAACUUCCGUCUCCAACUGAGUGUCCCAAGUGUGGGGCACGUAAAUUUGCUUUUGAAACGCCUCACUUCUGUUGUGCUGAUGGUGAGGUUAAGAUUGCAGCAAACGAAUGCCCUGAACAACUUGUGAGAUUGCUCACUUCUAUGGACGAAGAUGCAAAACAUUUUAGGCAGUAUAUACGCUUAUAUAACAACAUGUUUGCAUUUACAUCAUUGGGCGGGAAAUUUGAUGCUAAGACUAAAAAGGGGAUAUAUGUCUUUAAGCUACAUGGUCAGCUAUAUCAUUAUAUUCCCUAUUUACUUCCUGGAAAGGAAGGACCUAAGUACACGCAACUCUAUUUCUAUGAUGGAGAACUUGAGGCCCGAAAAAGACUUGGUUGCUUUCCAGAGCUCAGGAAAGAUGUGCUAGCUAUUCUAAUGGAAAUUACUAAACUAAAUCCUUAUGCUAGACUCUUUCGUUCACUGAGAAAGAUUCAGGUGACUGAAUCUACACAGAUUUUAAUAAAUAAAACAACUGUGCCAGAUCAGCGUGUUUACAAUGCUCCCUCAACUGAUGAAGUUGCUGUCAUAUGGCCAGAAGGAGAUGGGUCAAGUUAUAGUGAUCUACCUAAAAAGAGUUCGUGUCAUAGAAUAAUGCAUUAUUUUGGUUGCUAUGAUCCUUUACAAUAUCCGCUCCUUUUUCCAUACGGUGAAUGUGGGUGGACACAAGGUUUAAAGAAGAUGUCUCGAGGUGGAAUACAACAGCUGCGAUCACAGACUGACCUUGUUUCUUCGUGUAGUGUUCAUACUACUGAAGAGCUGCUAGAAGAGGAAGCAAGGCGAAAUGAAAAUAUAGUAAGAACAAAAGCAGAAAAACUACUAUUAAAAAGGGCUAGGCUGGUGCAAGUAGAGGCUCGUCAAAGACAGAUAGGAACAUUUCAGCCAGGGAAUACUAUGCAUACAAGCUGCACAAAUGUGGGGCGAAAGGUUAUACUGCCUCCGACAUUCAUUGGUGGUCCUCGAGAUCUUAAGAAGAGGUACUUAAAUGCAAUGGCUUUGGUUCAGCGAUUUGGCAAACCCGAUCUAUUCAUUACAAUGACCUGCAAUGCUAAUUGGCCUGAAAUUAAACAAGAGCUUGCUGUUGGAGAAAAGGCACAAGACAGGCCAGAUAUUGUUGUAAGGAUCUUUACAGCAAAAGUUCUUGCUUUAAAGCACUUGAUUAAAAAGAAAAAGAUCUUUGGGGACGUAGCAGCAAUGAUCUAUGUUAUCGAAUUUCAGAAAAGAGGCCUACCUCAUGCUCAUUUCCUGAUAAUUCUGAAUCAGGACUAUAAAAUCAAAUGCCCUGCUGACUUUGACAAAUUUGUUUGUGCUGAAAUACUCUGCUGA